GGCCCGUGGAGCGGAGGCUAGAAUCGCGCGGCGGGCCGCCUGAAGGCUCGCUCCGCCCUCCGCGGCCUACCUGGGGCCUUUCCGGUGUGCCCCUCGACCCUCCCGAACUUCCGGAGGGAGGGGCCGCCGGGAGACCGGCGCGCGCCUUGUCUCUGUGUCUCUGGCGCGUGUGGUAACCGGCUGCUUCCCGGCCUGAGAGGAGGCAUCAUGUCGGACUCGGACAGCGACGAGGACUCAGCCGGCGGCAGCAGCGGCGGCGGCGGCGGGAACUGUGGUGGCGGCGGCGGCAGCAGCAGCUCUAGCGGCGGCGGGAAUGGGGGCGCCAGCGGCGACGGCGGGAAUGGGGACGCCGGCGGCGGCGGGCCCUUUUCCUUAGCCGGCUUUCUCUUUGGCAACAUCAAUGAAGCUGGGCAGCUGGAAGGGGACAGCAUACUGGAUAAGGAGUCUAAGAAGCAUUUGGCAGGUCUUGGGGCUUUGGGUCUUGGCAGUUUGAUCACUGAAAUCACUGCAAGUGAAGAGGAAGUAUCUGGAACUGAUGGUGUCUUUGUGGAUGAAGAAGGUUGGGUUAAGAGUACUGAAGAUGCCGUAGACUAUUCUGACAUCACUGAGGUGGCAGAAGAUGAAAGCCGAAGAUAUCAUCAAGCCAUGAGCAGCUUGCAGCCAUCCUGUCCUACAGACGAUGAUGACGAUUAUGAUGCCGAUUGUGAAGAUAUUGAUUCCAAGCUGAUGCCUCCCCCGCCUCCCCCAUCAGGAUCCAUGAGGAAGGAUGAUGGCCAGGACCUUGCUGUGUGUGCAAUAUCAGAGGAUGGAGACGGCAUCAUUCUGCCUUCUAUUAUUGCCUCUUCCUCCAUGACCUCAGAGAAGAUAGACUUCAGCAGUUCUUCUGACUCCGAUUCUGAUAUGGGUCCGCAAGAAUCGAGGCAGGCGGAGCUGGAGGGCACGCUCACUCUACCUCUGGCUGGCAUCAUGCAGCGUGAUGCCACAAAAGUAUUACCUAGUGUCACGGAGCUUUUUCCCGAGUUUCGACCAGGCAAGGUGUUGCGCUUCCUUCGUCUCUUUGGCCCAGGGAAGAACGUUCCAUCUGUUUGGCGGAGUGCUCGCAGGAAAAGGAAGAGAAAAUAUCGAGAAGUAACCCCCGAUGAUCAGCUUCAAGACAGCGAGUGCUCAGGGGACUCCGAGAUGGAGAGGAAAUCAUCGCUGUGGUCCUAUGAAUUUGCUCCCCCUCCCCCUCCAGAGCAGUGUCUUUCAGACGAUGAGAUCACGAUGAUGGCUCCUGUGGAGUCUAAGUUUUCUCAGUCAGCUGGAGACAUAGACAAAGUUACAGAUACCAAGCCAAAGGUAGCGGAGUGGCGCUAUGGCCCUGCCCGCUUGUGGUAUGACAUGUUGGGUGUCCCUGAAGAUGGCAGCGGGUUUGACUAUGGCUUCAAACUCAAAACUGCCGAAGAGCAGCCGUCUCCAGAGCCAAAGAUGGCGGAGAAGGAUUCGGGCACUUUGGAGGAAGGAGGGGAUCUUCUGGCUGACGAGAACUUUUUGAUGGUUACCCAACUCCAUUGGGAAGAUGACAUCAUCUGGGAUGGGGAAGACAUCAAGCACAAGGGGACAAAGCCUCAGCGGGCCAGCCUUGCCGGCUGGCUGCCCUCUAGCAUGACCAGGAAUGCCAUGGCAUACAAUGCUCAGCAAGGUUUUACUGCCACUCUGGAUGAUGACAAACCUUGGUACUCCAUCUUCCCGAUUGACAAUGAAGAACUGGUUUAUGGCCGCUGGGAGGACAACAUCAUCUGGGAUGCCCUGGCUAUGCCUCGGAUCUUGGAGCCUCCCGUCCUGACACUUGAUCCAAAUGAUGAGAAUCUCAUACUAGAAAUACCUGAUGAAAAGGAAGAGACAACAUCGAAUUCCCCUUCGAAGGAGAGUAAGAAGGAAUCUUCUCUAAAGAAGAGUCGAAUUCUCUUGGGGAAAACCGGAGUUAUUAAGGAAGAGCCCCAGCAGAACAUGUCCCAGCCGGAGGUGAAGGACCCUUGGAACCUGUCCAACGAUGAGUUUUACUAUCCCAAGCAACAGGGCCUUCGAGGUACCUUUGGAGGAAACAUCAUCCAGCAUUCAAUCCCUGCGGUGGAGCUUCGGCAGCCCUUCUUUCCCACCCACAUGGGCCCUGUCAAACUCCGUCAGUUUCACCGGCCUCCUCUGAAGAAGUACUCCUUUGGGGCCCUGUCUCAGCCAGGUCCCCACGCCGUCCAGCCCUUGCUGAAACACAUCAAGAAGAAAGCCAAAAUGAGAGAACAAGAACGCCAGGCCUCAGGUGGUGGGGAGAUGUUUUUCAUGCGCACGCCCCAGGACCUGACAGGCAAAGAUGGGGAUCUGAUUCUUGCCGAGUAUAGUGAGGAAAAUGGUCCCUUGAUGAUGCAGGUCGGCAUGGCAACCAAGAUAAAAAACUAUUAUAAACGGAAACCUGGAAAGGAUCCUGGAGCCCCCGAUUGUAAGUAUGGAGAAACGGUAUAUUGCCACACGUCUCCGUUCCUGGGCUCUCUCCAUCCUGGUCAGCUUUUACAGGCAUUUGAGAACAACCUUUUUCGAGCUCCAAUUUAUCUGCAUAAGAUGCCAGAGACAGACUUCUUAAUUAUUCGGACACGUCAGGGUUACUAUAUUCGGGAGCUGGUCGAUAUCUUUGUCGUUGGCCAGCAGUGCCCAUUGUUUGAAGUUCCUGGUCCCAAUUCCAAACGGGCCAACACCCACAUCCGAGACUUUCUGCAGGUUUUCAUUUACCGCUUAUUCUGGAAGAGUAGAGACCGUCCCCGAAGGAUCCGUAUGGAGGAUAUCAAAAAAGCUUUCCCUUCCCACUCAGAAAGCAGCAUCCGGAAGAGAUUAAAGCUCUGUGCCGACUUCAAGCGCACAGGGAUGGACUCAAACUGGUGGGUGCUGAAGACUGAUUUCCGUUUACCCACCGAAGAAGAGAUCAGAGCUAUGGUGUCUCCAGAGCAGUGCUGUGCUUAUUAUAGCAUGAUAGCUGCAGAGCAGCGCUUGAAGGAUGCUGGUUAUGGGGAAAAAUCUUUCUUUGCUCCUGAAGAAGAGAACGAAGAAGAUUUUCAGAUGAAAAUUGAUGACGAGGUGCGUACUGCCCCCUGGAAUACUACAAGGGCUUUCAUUGCAGCCAUGAAGGGCAAGUGUCUUCUGGAAGUGACUGGGGUGGCAGAUCCUACGGGGUGUGGGGAAGGCUUCUCCUAUGUGAAGAUUCCAAACAAACCAACCCAACAGAAGGAUGAUAAGGAACCCCAGCCAGUGAAGAAGACAGUCACGGGAACCGAUGCAGAUCUCCGUCGCCUCUCUCUAAAAAAUGCCAAGCAACUUCUCCGUAAAUUUGGUGUGCCGGAGGAAGAGAUCAAGAAGCUGUCUCGGUGGGAAGUGAUCGAUGUUGUGCGCACCAUGUCGACAGAACAGGCUCGCUCUGGAGAGGGGCCCAUGAGUAAAUUUGCCCGAGGGUCAAGGUUUUCGGUGGCUGAACAUCAGGAACGUUACAAAGAAGAAUGUCAGCGGAUCUUCGACUUACAGAACAAAGUUUUGGCAUCGACUGAGAUUUUGUCAACCGACACCGAUAGCAGCUCAGCUGAGGACAGCGACUUUGAAGAAAUGGGAAAGAACAUUGAGAAUAUGCUACAGAACAAGAAAACCAGUUCUCAGCUAUCGAGGGAGCGGGAGGAGCAGGAGCGGAAGGAAUUACAACGAAUGCUACUGGGUGAGGAAGGUGCCAAUGACAAGGAAACGGGCAAGAAAGAGAAGAAGGACAAAAAGGGACUGUUGAGCUCUGGAGGCUCGCACAAGGACGAUGACACGGCCUCCGUGACCAGUCUUAACUCUUCAGCCACCGGUCGCUGCCUUAAGAUUUACCGUACCUUUCGAGACGAGGAUGGAAAGGAGUAUGUCCGAUGUGAGACGGUGAGGAAGCCUGCUGUUAUCGAUGCCUAUGUGCGCAUACGGACCACGAAGGAUGAAGAAUUCAUUCGGAAAUUUGCCUUAUUUGACGAGCAACACAGGGAAGAGAUGCGGAAGGAACGCCGGAGGAUUCAGGAACAGCUGAGACGAUUGAAACGGAACCAGGAAAAGGAGAAGCUAAAGGGUCCUCCUGAGAAGAAGCCGAAGAAGAUGAAGGAACGUCCUGACUUGAAGCUAAAAUGUGGAGCUUGUGGUGCCAUCGGACACAUGAGGACAAACAAAUUCUGCCCUUUGUAUUACCAAACCAAUGCUCCGCCUUCCAACCCUGUUGCCAUGACAGAGGAACAGGAGGAAGAGCUGGAAAAAACUGUCAUUCCUAAUGAUAACGAAGAGCUUAUCAAGGUGGAAGGGACCAAGAUUGUCUUGGGAAAGCAGCUGAUUGAGAGUGCAGAUGAGGUUAGAAGGAAAUCGCUGGUUCUCAAGUUCCCUAAACAGCAACUUCCUCCCAAGAAGAAACGACGAGUUGGGACUACUGUUCAUUGUGAUUAUUUGAAUCGCCCCCAUAAAUCUAUCCAUCGACGACGGACAGAUCCUAUGGUGACCUUGUCAUCUAUCCUGGAGUCCAUUAUCAAUGACAUGAGAGAUCUUCCCAAUACUUAUCCUUUCCAUACACCAGUGAAUGCAAAAGUUGUGAAGGAUUAUUAUAAAAUUAUUACCCGGCCCAUGGACUUGCAAACGCUUCGUGAAAAUGUUCGUAAACGCCUUUACCCAUCCCGGGAGGAAUUCAGAGAGCAUUUAGAGUUGAUUGUGAAAAACAGUGCGACGUAUAACGGGCCAAAGCAUUCACUGACUCAGAUCUCUCAGUCGAUGCUGGAUCUCUGUGAUGAAAAACUGAAAGAGAAAGAAGACAAACUGGCCCGCUUAGAGAAGGCCAUUAAUCCCCUGUUGGAUGACGAUGACCAAGUGGCAUUCUCUUUCAUUCUGGACAACAUCGUCACCCAGAAGAUGAUGGUGGUCCCAGACUCUUGGCCAUUUCAUCACCCGGUGAAUAAGAAGUUUGUUCCAGAUUAUUAUAAAGUAAUUGUCAAUCCAAUGGAUUUGGAAACUAUCCGCAAGAAUAUUUCUAAGCACAAGUAUCAGAAUCGGGAUGCCUUCCUGGAUGAUGUAAACCUUAUCCUAGCCAACAGCGUCAAGUAUAAUGGUUCUGAUAGUCAGUACACCAAAACCGCUCAGGAGAUCGUGAACAUCUGUCACCAGACUUUGGCGGAGUAUGAUGAACACUUGACGCAGCUUGAGAAAGAUAUCUGUACAGCUAAGGAAGCAGCUUUGGAAGAGGCCGAUUUAGAAAGUCUCGAUCCGAUGACCCCGGGGCCUUAUACUCCACAGCCUCCUGACCUUUAUGAUACAAACACAUCUCUAAGUAUGUCUCGAGAUGCCUCAGUAUACCAGGACGAAAGCAACAUGUCUGCCAUGGACACACCAACGACGACUCCAGAGAAGCAGGGGGCACAGGAAGAAGAUGGGGAUGGCGACCUUGCGGAUGAAGAGGAAGGGACCUCACAGCAGCCUCAGUCCAGUGUCUUGUAUGAAGAUCUGCUUAUGUCUGAUGUAGAGGAUGAGGAGGAAGAUGCCGGGAGCGAUGAUGAAGGAGAUAAUCCUUUUUCCUCUAUCCAGCUGAGUGAGAGUGGCAGUGACUCGGACAUGGAAUCUGGGGGAAUGAGACCCAAACAGCCCCACAUGCUGCAAGAGAACACGAGGAUGGGCAUGGAUAACGACGAGAGCAUGUUGUCUUAUGAGGGAGACGCUGGAGAGGCCUCUCAUGGGAUGGAGGACAGUAACAUCAGUUAUGGAAGCUAUGAGGAACCUGACCCCAAAUCGAAUACUCGAGAUACCAGUUUUAGCAGCUUAGGUGGAUAUGAUAUAUCAGAGGAAGAAGAUGAAGAAGAAGAAGAGGAGCAGCGUGGUGGACCAAGUGUCCUCAGCCAAGUUCAUCUGUCUGAGGAUGAGGAUGAUAGUGAGGAAUGUCACUCGAUUGCUGGAGACAGCGAUUUGGACUCUGACGAAUGAGACUUCUUUAGGAACUCCUUGGGAUCUUAGCUUUCCCUCAAUCUGUAAAUAUUGUGUACAGUGUCUAAUUGAGCCACCAGAUGACCAGGUUAGACAGUUUUCUUUUAAAUUAUUCACAAGUAUAAUAAAGCUUUCCUCCUUACUGGGUUGGAUAUCAUCAUUUUAUUGGCCAAAACUCCCUCUCCAUCUCGUCUCAAACUUCCCUAGAUCCUCUGGCUUUAUUUAUCAGCACUGGUUAGUUUUCCCACCGAAGCUAGCUGUGGCAGUAGGAGGCCACUUAACUAAAAGACUAGCUGGCUUUAGGAGCUUGUAGUAACUCAGCCUCUACUCCUAGAUUGGACCACCAAGAGCCACUCCUGCAAGGCUAGCCUUUUACUUACUUUUUUUCAACUCAACACAUUCCCCAAAUGGCUGUUUCCAACCUGAUUCACUCUUCUCCAGCCUCAUCACAAGCCCUCUGAUUGGCAGUAGGACCAGCCUGGCUUUUUGUAUGGCACCUCUUUCCUGCCCUCCCUCCCGGUCAAAGCUUCUCAGUCUCCGCUUCUGCCCUCUCUCCCUCUUUGAACUCCUUUGGCUUGCUAUAUCAUGCUUGUUCUCAAUCUCAUUCCCUUGUGCUUUCUUCUGGACCUCAUUCUGCCCACCGUCAAAUGCCUCUUGCAUCUUCCUUGCUAGCUCCUUUACUUUAGCCCACAGGGGUGCUCAAGUCUUCCAUACCCUAGUUACACAAAACAAAUCCAAACCUUGACCCUGUGACAGUCUCACUUCGUUUUCUUUGUUGCCAAACUUUUAGUAAGAACAGUCUACACUUAUUACCUCCCCACCUAGUCAUUCCUUAUAGCUGGCAUCCUUUCAGCCAAUUCAUCAGCUUUUCUUGGGCCUCUUUCUGCCUGAUCUACCUCUAUUUGCCACCGUUGACUACUCAUGCGUCCCUUGCCUCCGGCACGCCGUGUCAUCUUUUGUAGCUCCCUAAACGUUAGAUGCUCUUCAAGGCUUUGACCUCAGGCUUCUUCAUUUGCUUUCUUCGCCCUCCCUCAAUCAUCUCAGAUGUGUCCGGCACUUCAGUGGUCCUUUUUGGGCUUGUGACUUUUCGAUUCUAUCCCUUGGCUGCAACAGCAGAUGAUAACUGAAGCUCAAAAGGGCCGCCCCUGAGAAGAAGACAGUACUUAUGGCUAAACCAAAGCCCGAUACCCAGGAGUUUUCUUUGCUCCUUAGGAAGUCCCCGUCUUUGAUCUGUUGUUACAGUGACAGAUCCCAGGCAGAGAAAGAGUGUUAGUAUUUUUAGGUCUAGAGCAAGACUGUGAGGGUAAGUCCUUCAUGCCUGGCAUAAAGUUGUAAGUGUUCAAAACAACUCAUCUUUUCUCCUCCAUUUCCUGUGUCUACAAAUGAUAGCGUCAUACUUGGGACUAAAGAGCCAAACCUCCCACCUUUAACUCCUCCACCCAUAAUGUCUAAGCAAGCUGCUACAUUCUGUCUCUCUUCUGCUUGGGGAUAUCUGGCCCCUCCAUUACAUCCCUAACACCACUCCCCAGGGAAUUCACCUGGGGUACUGUUAUGGCUUCCUAACUUUGCCUCCAGGCUCCCUUUUCACUCAGUCCCACCCACGUGCACUAUCCUUUUCAUCUCUAAUCCAGUCGCUUUUGAUUAAAAUAAAACUUAUGCUUUGUUUUGAAGGUCUCUUACAACUUAGUUCCAAUCUGUCUUCUCUCAUAUGUGCCUGCAACACAUCCAGUUUAAAAAUACACAUUUAACAGUCAAAGUCUUGCUGAAGCUCUCGAGUACGCUGACUAUUUUAUGGAACUCCUGCCCCAAAAUGAUCCUCCGGCCACCUCGGUUUAUUAGAAUUAGACCAGUGUUGUGGGCAGGCUGCCCUUGUUUCUUUGCACUGAGAGGCUGAUGAGGUUGGAGGAUGGAGACUGAGGCUUGAGGAGAUUGAAUCAAGUCUAAACUAGCAAUUUUGGGAAUGUGAUAAGGAGUCCAAAAGGUAAGUACAAAAAGCCAGUCAUGAGUCUGUGUGUCCUUUAGAGUUUGAGGCAGGGAGUAAGUUUGAAAAUCAGGUGAAGCACUUAAAGCAAGCUACUGCUGCUACCCCAGCCUCUGGCUACUGAAACCCUCUUCCUUGGCGGAGUGGGAGGAAGAAGGGCAUGAAUUCAGAAUGGAAAAUCAAACAGUUUUCAAAAAGAAACCCCCACCUUUAGGUCCAAAUCUAAUUAGGAGAUCACAUUGGUAUCAAGCACUUAGCAGGGCCUGGUACAUGGUGGGUGCUAUGGAAAAGCUGCUCCCCUUUCCCCACACAGCUCUGUUCCUCCCUCCCCAACCCCAGCCCCCAUCUGAUCUGCUGUGCUGUUUUGUUCAUAAAUUGAAGUAAUCUCCCUCCCACUUGGGUGUGCCUCUGAUGCAUUUUUCAAACUUGAUUACUUGAUACUUUGAAACUGUAGGUAUUUGUGUACUUGUCUUAACUCGCCUCCUAAAUUGUAAUUUCCACGAGGAAGGGGACUUUGUAUCUUUUAUAGGCCCUAAUAUUAAACCCAGUGCCUUGUAAUAACAGAUGUCUAAUAAAUGCUUGUUCAAUUGAAUCGAAA
Messenger RNA from Antechinus flavipes (yellow-footed antechinus), 8570 nucleotides. RefSeq names its product TATA-box binding protein associated factor 1 (gene TAF1). Gene Ontology annotation, cellular component: transcription factor TFIID complex. The record is from RefSeq and is a predicted model, not a curated record. The transcript has 38 exons. Gene Ontology annotation, molecular function: DNA binding; RNA polymerase II general transcription initiation factor binding; histone acetyltransferase activity. Bases 208 to 5991 code for a protein of 1927 amino acids. Gene Ontology annotation, biological process: DNA-templated transcription initiation; transcription by RNA polymerase II; RNA polymerase II preinitiation complex assembly. NCBI's taxonomy places the organism in Eukaryota, Metazoa, Chordata, Mammalia, Dasyuromorphia, Dasyuridae.